ACUACAGCACAUCACCAACCAUUGUGUCCAUGUUACCACCCAUCUAACCCUAUAGAUAUCAUCCAAUCUUUUGUAGGGAUGGCAAAAUUAACCAUACACGUGGAUAUCAGACCAAAUCCGACCUAAUUGGAUAGGUGUUAAACCCGAACCCGAAUGAUUUUUAAUGGGCAUGGGUAUAAGUCUAGGGCUGGAAGUUUGGUACCGAUAUUUGGGAUAUACCGAAUACCGUAUCGAAUUUGUCUAUAUUAUGUAUUACCGAAAUACACGUAUUAUUUCUUGGGAUUGGGAUUGGGAUUGAAUUUCAAUUGUUAUUUGGUAUUAGGGAUUACUGGAUUGGGAUCAGUAUAUACCGAAAUACCAAAAUAUAAGCUAGUGUGUAUUUUAUCCUCUCAACUAGACUUUCUCAUUCACUACUACAUGACCCUAACUCACCAAGAGUGUCAUUUAAUUAUACAUAGAUCAUUCUAUCACUAUUAAUAGUCGUCUCUCAACCUCCAAUUCGUCAAAUUAACGAUUACCAAUUUCAAGAACUUGAGAUGUCUCCUCUCCUCCAUUCUCCUUAAUAAUAUCCUAAUUCAAGACACUUUGCUUAGUCUUUUCUCCCUAAAUUAAACAAUAAAAUCUAAUUUAUAUAUUUAAUUAUUAAAUGCAAAGGUAAUUAAUUUUAUAUUCGAUAAUACCGAUUGGGAUACCGAAGUACUGAUUGGGAUACCAAAAUAUUUAGGGGUUGGAAUUGGGAUACCGAAAUUAUUUAGAGAUUGAGAUUGGGAUUGACUUUAGGGUGUAAUUUGGUAUUCGGGAUUUCGCUAUUUGGUAUUGGGAUACUGAUACCGUACCGAUUUCCACCCCUAGGUAGAAUCUAAAUCCGGUUAUUCCUGGUGAUUAGUGUGCAUGGCUUUAUCACUAUCCAAUCCGAACCCACCCGAUUGUACACAUUCAUAUGUAUUUUGUUUAAAAUUAUCAUUAUUUUUCUUACCAUAUUUGAUAUUUAUAUACAUAUAUAAUAUUUUGUUGCAAUUGUAUUGUUGUUAACUAAUUAUCUUCAUUCUAGUAAUUUAUUGUAGUGCUUUUCACUUAUGUAAUAUUAUACAUGUAAUUGUUAACAUGUUUGUUGAAGUAAUAAAAAAAUAUUAUUCAGGGAUAACUAUGGAUACCCAAAACUCAAUAAGAUAUGUUAGUAUUUGAUAUCUACUCGAUUUCUUAUAUGGAUAUGGGCAUGAAUAAAACCCAAACUAUUUUAGAUAGGAUAAUGAAUAUGUAUUAUCCGCCCUAACCUAAUCCGUUAUCAUCUCUAUCCUUAAGUGGAUGAUAUCAUGGUAACUGUCCAAUCCUUAGAUUGAUGGUACCAUCCAGUCGCUAGGUUGAUGCAUCAAGAUUCUCUUUGGUUAACAUCUAACUGUAUGUGGAUAAUGCCAUCCAAUCUCAACAUGGAUAUCAUCCCAAAUACUAGAUGGAUGGUGGCACCUCAUAGCAUGGAUAUCAUCCAUAGCCUAAUUGAAUGUUAUCAUCCAUAGCCUAAUUGAAUGUUAUCAUCCAAUCUCAUAAUUGUCAUUCACUUUGACAUGAUAACAUGGUGGAUGAUUACAAUGACACAGUAACAUGUCAAGAAACAUCUUCAAAUAACAAUCGAAUCGUAAGCAAUAAUGUUGAAUGACGACUAUCCCGAGUACGUGACGCAUGGUUACAAUGACAACCAACUCAAACUACGUUUUAGAAGGUGAGUGAGGAAGUGUUGUGCGUAACUCUUCGUACAAAAGUUUGAAGCAAAUUAGUGGGAAGGGGACACAACUUGCCUCACAUAUUUCUUCAUCUUUUUCCUCUAUAAGAGUUCUCCUUCCAUAACCAAAAAAAAAAAAAUUCUCCAUAGAAUUAGUAUAACAUAACAUAGAUUUUUCAUAUAUCAAACAAUUUUGUUCGAAUAUUGUUCGUAGUGAUAGUAAUGAGGCAGGACGGGUACCUCAAUAUUCAUGUCCCGCUCCACGCUACUACUAGUCGGGAGAGGGUAAAACUCGCGCGGGUACGGGACGGGUCGGCCCACUCUUAUUUGAAAUGUAUGCACGCAAAUUUUACUUUUUACGACAAAACAAAAGGGAAAACACAUUAUGAAUGUAAUAUAAUUAAAAUAGAAUGAGUAAUUGAGUUUAACAAGUUGAAGGAUCGACUCUAAAUAGUUGAAUAAAAGUAAAAAUAGAAGAAAUAUAUAUAGAUACGAUAAAAAAUUGAGAUAAAAUGAGUCAACAACGAAACGGGACAGAGCAGGUCGAAAGUAUAUAUCCAUGUCCCAACCCACACUACUGCGGGUCGGGUAAUACCCGCCCAUCGCAGAUCAAGUCGGAUAAUAUCCGCGAGGUGGAUUCAAAUUGCCAUCACUGGUUUGAAAUCGUUUUCAAUAAAAUAUUGUUUGAAGAGGCGUUAAACGUAGAAACAACCCUUCUGAUAGCACAUACACACAUUUUCCCCAUCAAAGUGACCAUAUAUAGUAUAUAAAUUGCCGAAGUGAUAAUGGAACUAAUUGAUUGACGAGGGGGUUGAAAACGCCUGUCCAAUAAAAUGUGUACGUUGUUGAACACUUGUUGGCCAUGAAUUGGGUUCUCAUCCCUGUCCAUAUGCAUGCAGGUGGAUAUUUUCCCCAUCUUCCAAAUUUCAUCUUUUUGAAAGACACCAUCGAGCUUUCGGCAGGCUUUUGUGUCUCUUAUCCCAUUAUGAUCAUCUGGGAUUCUUUCCUGACAAACGAAUAUAAGUAAAGUUGAGGCAGAAUUGGAUAAACCCAAACCCUUUCUCCAACUCAGAAGAUGCUCAUAAUAGAUAGAACAGAGCCUCCAUGAUGUUGAAAGAACCUACAGGUGGAGACGCAGCACAGAUCACAAUGUUUCCCCUUUCCACACUUUCUUUGAUCAUAAGAUAGCAUUGAACUGUGCAUGAAAGAAAAAUGUUUACCAGCAAACUUCUGCUCCCAGUCCAACGUCGAGUAGGACUUCUACACUGCUCUCCGCUCAACUGAGAACUAUGCUCACAAUUCGCAGGAAGCUGGCCUGGUGCAGGAUUAAUGCUCUUCUCCUGAAAAAAGAGUCCCUUAGUUGCAUGAUACAAAAACUUAAUCCUGGAAGUCAGAUGCGAAAUAGUGUGAGGUAUAUAACCUAUCCACCAUUCAGGACCAGAUAUCUGAUUCCUGUCUUACAAGUAGCUAUCUCUCGCUAUCAAUUAGCAUGAUAAAAAUAAGGGAAUCUUAUGCAGAACCUUUUCCAAUCAUUAUUGUAAUGUAAGAAUGUUAAACUGCACCACCAUAUCAUAAGACAACAAACACCCUUUCGAAAUAGCUAGUAUAAAUAGGUCUCCAUGGAAUUCACAAUUCAACACUUCCACAUCGAACCAAAGCCCUUCUCCAACACAUUAAUUCUCUCUAAUCGCCUUUCCUCGCGUUCAUUCAGAGCACUUCCUGAACUAUAACUUCAUCGAUCAUUUCAAGAAGGCAAUGGAAAUGGUGGACAGGUUAGUGAAAGACAAACCACUGGUAAUCUUCACUAAGAGCUCUUGCUGCAUGAGCCAUUCCAUCACUACACUCGUCUCCGGGUUUGGAACGAACCCACAAAUCUACGAGCUGGAUCAAAUCCCCAAUGGUUCCCAGAUCGAGGGGGCACUGGUCCAGCUAGGUUGCCGACCCAGUGUGCCAGCUGUCUUCAUCGGUCAAAAGUUGAUCGGCAGUGAGAAGCAGGUGAUGAACCUCCACCUCCAGAACCGACUUGUUCCAAUGCUCAUGGAAGCUGGUGCCAUGUGGCUUUGAAGUAGAUUCUUAAAUUCUGGGGAAAAAGAAUUUAAAUCAUAAUUCUGUCUCGUGAGUUCAACAAAAGCGUUAAAUAAGCAAAGGGAUGAUAAAGAGCCUGGGUUUAGUUCCAUACCGAGGCUCUGCUCUUUGAACUGUCUUUUUUCAGGAUGGCAGGACUGUGAUCUUCUCUGUUCAAUAAACACACUGUGAUAUUUUCUACUGUAACAGAUAAAAUAUCAAAUAAAGAAGAUAUCUGGCUGCAGAUAAUGGAAGAGCUACUUUGUAACCGAUCGUCAGAAGGCAAGCCAGCUAGAAUAUCUAUAUGGGUUCAAUGAUAUCCACAAAUCAGCCUACAUUCUAAGAUAAUUACCGCUACUAUCCUGAUGAAGAAUAAAACUAAAGCACAGAAAUGCAACUUUUGACGGGUAAUUGAAUUAAAGCUAACGGGACACUGAUCAAGCUGUGAAGCAAAGAAUGAAGAAUGAUUGAUGAUGAUAAUGAAACUUUCUAAUCCAUAUAUAUAUAUUCCUUGAUGGAAGAGGGAUCAGUUGGCAAAGGCAAGCAACCACAUCAAAUGAACGUGUCACUUGCACAACCAUUUUCGGGUGUUAACAACAAGCACAAACCAAAAGAAAAAAGAUAAACACUCCAGCAUAAAAGCAAUGAGAACAAAGUAAAGACUACAUCUUAUCUUGCUUGGGUGUAUGUACAGAUAUCACAUAUCCCAGAUGCAAUCAUCCACCUGCAAAAUUAUGUGAUAAGAAAUUCCCAAUGUCUGU
Linum trigynum is the source of this 4542-nucleotide messenger RNA. The record is from the annotation of a GenBank genome assembly. NCBI's taxonomy places the organism in Eukaryota, Viridiplantae, Streptophyta, Magnoliopsida, Malpighiales, Linaceae.